This is a messenger RNA of Astyanax mexicanus (Mexican tetra), 7287 nucleotides long. It is a transcript of the gene ulk2, whose product is annotated as unc-51 like autophagy activating kinase 2. Lineage: Eukaryota; Metazoa; Chordata; Actinopteri; Characiformes; Acestrorhamphidae. The transcript is spliced from 27 exons. Bases 1372 to 4494 code for a protein of 1040 amino acids. The record is from RefSeq and is a predicted model, not a curated record. Gene Ontology annotation, cellular component: cytoplasm; autophagosome. Gene Ontology annotation, biological process: positive regulation of autophagy; autophagy; autophagosome organization. Gene Ontology annotation, molecular function: ATP binding; protein serine/threonine kinase activity.
GUCAAGUUGAGCUAGAUGUAGCGACACAAGCGCCAGUAGACAAGAGAUACUGGCAGAGGAACGAACAAUAAGGACAUCAAUGGAAUACAAAUAGCUGAUUUCCUUCAGUUUGUAACGUCGCUUUAUUAACUGUAUUUAAAGGCUGAACUGUCGCUGAGCGUCUGUUCAGUGUUUUGAGUGUUUAAACGGGCAAACGUUACGGUGCAGAAGAGGAGGUCUGUAUGUAGCUAUGUAACCUAGGUUAGCUGAAGCUGCAGAAGAAGCUGUGCGGAUGGAUGUUAAUCAGGAGAAGGAACAUCGCGCAUCAUCAUCAUCAUUGUCCCAGAUACACUGCUGUGCGGGGAUGGUCCAGGAUUUUGACAGCAAACGACGGAAAGACUUGAUAUUGUGAAAAGACAGAGCUGACGAGCUGUUACUGAGUCUGUUAUCCUACAGGAGAAACGAGAACUUGAGCCAUUUCGCUGUUUUUGUCGUUUCAUAUCAGACUUUAGCAAAUUUAUAUUGACUUAAUUAAGCUAGGGUUAGCUAGCUUUCAAAGCUGUUUUUUUUGGACUGUUUCUGUUGCACAGUCCUAACUAGUUAGCAUGGGCUGCACACAAGCUGUGCACCUCACCGUUACCGUUACACAGCAGAGCCAGAGGGGUAACGUUAAUCUAGCUAAUAGGUUACCUGCUUUGUCCUGCGUUACUGUGGAUUGACAUCAUGUAGCUGGUUAGCUGGCUAGCUUCCUCAGCCUGGGACCUGAAUUUGAUAACCCGUUUAAGCUAAAUAGUUAGUUAGCUAGCUAGAUACACGGCAAGGCAAACUAGGUCGGAUAAUGACCGCAAACCUAGUUAACCCGAGGUCAGGAAACUAGCUAGGUUAACUGUUAGCGUUAGCUAGCUUAGUUUAGGGCUCUGAGCAGCCCGACCUCGGUUACCUAGUUACGGACUGCUGCUGCUGCAGUGGGCUAGCAACCCUAAAUAGCUAGCUAGAUUUAGCUGACGUUACUCCCAUAACGUUAGCUGACAGUAAUAACAGGAUAGCAAGCAAGGUUAACCCAGCUCCAAAAUAUGUCAUUUUAGACCUAGCAAGCUAACGCUAACUAGGUUAGGUUAACCGAACCUAUGGGGUUCUGUUGUCAAUGACGCUUCUGUAGGUAGCCUUAGCUAGCUUAGCUGUUUUGUUUAUUUAAAACUAUUAGACAGGGAGUCUUCAGGCAGGCUUUAGCUAGCUUUUAUUCGUAGUGGUAGUAUUGGGGAUAAGCAGGUGCUUUAGCACACGAGAUUCGCUAUAGAAUUGAAACUGCCCCAUCCACCAGACAGCCAGCUAGUCAGCCCAUCAUCAAGAAUUUGCCCUUCUCAAUCCCUGAGCACGCUCAGACAGACAGCUAUGGAGACCGUGGGAGACUUUGAGUACAGCCGAAAAGACCUUGUUGGACAUGGAGCCUUCGCAGUUGUUUUCAAGGGAAGACACAAAAAGAAAACAGAUUGGGAUGUUGCAAUCAAGAGCAUUAACAAGAAGAACCUCUCCAAGUCCCAGAUUCUGCUUGGGAAGGAAAUCAAAAUUUUGAAGGAACUCCAGCAUGAGAACAUUGUAGCACUCUACGAUGUCCAGGAAACGCCUAAUUUUGUGUUCCUGGUAAUGGAGUAUUGCAAUGGUGGAGAUCUGGCAGACUAUUUACAAGCAAAGGGCACCCUACGAGAGGACACCCUUAGGGUCUUUCUGCAGCAAAUAGCAGCAGCCAUGCGCAUCCUGAACAGCAAGGGAAUCAUCCACCGAGACCUCAAACCCCAGAACAUCCUCCUUUCCUACACCGGCCGCAAGAAAUCCAGCAUCAAUGGCAUUCGCAUUAAAAUUGCUGACUUUGGCUUUGCACGAUAUCUUCAGAGUAACAUGAUGGCAGCCACGCUGUGUGGAUCGCCUAUGUACAUGGCUCCAGAAGUGAUAAUGUCCCAGAACUACGAUGCCAAAGCGGACCUGUGGAGCAUUGGGACUGUUAUUUAUCAGUGUCUCGUGGGGAAACCUCCCUUCCAGGCCAACAGCCCACAAGACCUAAGGAUGUUCUAUGAGAAAAACAAGACUCUGGUGCCAAACAUCCCGAGGGAGACAUCUCCUCAGCUUACAGAUCUGCUGCUGGGUCUGCUGCAGAGGAAUCAGAAAGACCGAAUGGAUUUUGACACAUUCUUCAGCCAUCCCUUCUUGGAGCAACCAUCGGCCAUUAAAAAAUCAUGCCCUGUGCCAGUUCCUGCAUGCCCUGGCUUAGUCUCGGACAGCACCUGUGGCAGCUCACCGUCCUGCCGUUAUGUGUCUCCUCCGUCAUUGCCAGACAUGCAGACUUUGCCUGAAGACGUGCUCUCCUCGCCCCCUCUUGGCCCCCCCAACUACCUACAGUUGUCCAAGGAGUCUGGCGGCAGCACCAGCAGCAAAAAUUCCUCUUGUGACACAGAUGAUUUUGUUCUGGUGCCACACCUUUCAGGAGAGCAGUCCUAUGAUCUGCCGAUGGGUGCCACUGGCCGCAGGCCGUCCAGCGAGUUUCUGCUGUGUGGAGGGCAGCCGCAGCCCUCCACGGGCCAGACUCCAAUGGUGUCCCCUCGGGCCGAGACGACCCCCAUCCCUGUGCCCACGCAGGUGCGAAACUACCAGCGCAUCAAGCAGAACCUCUCCAGCAGCCCCACAACCACGCUCUACGGCUCUCCCAGGUCAGGAACAGUUCGUCGGUCCAACACCAGCCCCAUGGGCUUCCCUAAAGCCGCCUCUGGUUCUCCCAGUCCGGCUGAUGCGGUCCAGACUGUGGGCAGAAGGCUCUCCACUGGCAGCUCCCGCCCAUACUCACCUUCCCCGCUGGUGGGCACUAUUCCUGAACAGCUGGGCCACUGCUGCUGUGGACAUCCCCACAGCCAUGAGGCACGCAGCCGCAGCUCCUCUGGUGGUUCCCCCGUGCCCCCCUCUCAGUUGCUUGGAGCACGACUCCAGAGUGCACCCACUUUAACAGACAUGUACCAGAACAAGCAGAAACUGCACAAGCAGCUCUCCGACCCGGUGCAGCCCACCACCCUAGCCUACCCUCCCACCCACUCGCCACAGCUGGGACGUCCUGGAAACCUAGGCACCUCCCCAACAAAGCACCUGGGUUCGUCUCCUCGCACCUCGGAUUGGCUACAGAAGUCUCCUCUGCCUACCAUUAUUGGGUCGCCCACCAAAACAACAGCUCCCUUCAAGAUCCCUAAAACCCAGGCCUCUUGCAAUCUAAUGGCGUUGGCCUCUCAACAAGGAAUAGCAGACAGUCCUACUCCUAGCAAGACGCUGAUGGAUGCCCGUGACAUUUGUGCUCAUCACUGCUCUCCAUAUCCCAUUGGUCGCCACUCGACUCCUGAGGGCAGCAAAACUACCUUUGGAAGGUCUGUGAGUACAGGGCGUUUAUCAGAGCAGCCUGUGAGAAUCACUCUGGGAGGGCAACCGUAUCAAGGGAGCACAGACAGUUUAAACACAGAGAGACCUAUGGACACAGCCCCUGCAGGGUCGUGUGGUUUGGGAGUGGGUGGAGCAAGUCCCCGAACUGUGGUGUUUACAGUGGGCUCACCGCCCAGCAGCAGCACCCCUCCCACCUGCAGCCAUCUGGCCACUCGUCCACGCACCACUUCAGUAGGCUCCAACAGUUCAGGUGGCUCACUCUGUUCCACCAGUGGGAAGGUGUGUAUGGGCUCACCUCCAGGUAUGGCCAUUGGAAGCUCCCCUCCCGGAGCAGAGGCAGCGCCUAGCAGCCUGCGCUAUGUCCCCUACGGCACGUCCCCACCCAGCCUGGAUGGCUUCAUCACCUUUGAGGCUCCUGAGCUUCCUGAGGAGACGCUGAUGGAGCGAGAGCACACAGACACACUGAUGCAUCUGCGGAUGAUGCUGUCCUUCACUGACUGUGUGCUGGAGAUGGCUGCUGUGAGAGCAGGAGGUGCUGACCUGGGUGUUUCUGCAGCGUCACUCUACCCUCCUCAGGAAAGUGUGGUAGUGGACCAGAUCAGCCAGCUUAGCAAGGAAUGGGGGCAGGUAGAGCAGCUGGUGUUGUACAUGAAGGCUGCUCAGUUGCUGGCUUCUUCUCUGCACCUGGCCAAGGCCCAGAUCAAGUCUGCCAAGCUCAACCCUUCCUCUGCUGUCAAACAAGUGGUUAAAAGCCUGAAUGAGCGCUACAAGAGCUGCAUCUCUCUGUGCCGACGCCUCACAGACAAACUCAACCACUUCUUCUCGGACAAGCAGCGUUUCGUGGAUGAAAUCAACAGUGUAACGGCCGAAAAACUCAUAUACAACCAUGCAGUAGAGAUGGUGCAGUCAGCAGCGCUGGAUGAGAUGUUCCAGCAGACUGAGGACAUUGCAUAUCGCUAUAGCAAAGCUGCCAUGCUGUUGGAGGGUCUUAGCAAGAUUCUGCAGGAUCCAGCAGACAUAGAAAAUGUCACAAAGUAUAAGGCGAGUGUGGACCGGCGGAUCUCUGCAUUGUGUUACUGCACCGUCACACUGUACGAGUAGCAGCUUCACGCCACCCAAGACCCACGACCUGCUGUCCCCAGGGACCACCUUCCUCUCAAGUCACUCAAAGCAGAGGACCUCCUUAAUCCCUCUUCUCCAGUUCCGUAGCAGUCAAAGCACUUUCCAUUUUGAAUUAUUCCUUUGUUUUCAUGGACCUGCCUGAAACAACAGAUCAAGUAUUAAUAUUGUAUUUUAUUUUAUUUUAUUUUCAUAAAUGGACAAAAGUGAGAGGGACAUGUGCACAAAUUCACUACCAAAGAUGAAAUGUAUCAAUAGAGAUUUUAUUGUAAAGAAGCUGUUUUGGACUGCGGGAGUGAGUGACUGUCUCCUGUAGGUUUCUGCAGUUUCCUUCAGCUCACCGCACAACAUGACGUGGGGCAACUCUGAACAUCUGAGGACUUUUAGCUCUUUUUUUUUUCUCCCUCCUCUUUUUACACUGAGAGUUGGGCUCAGUUCAGGACCCGUGAAAAGACUGAGCGGACAUUAUGAUGCAAAUCAAAGUUUCUUUGAUUUUUUAUUUUGUAUUAUAUUGUGUGAUGCUGUUGCAGUUAUUUAUUGGUUUUAGGAUGAUAUAUCAUUGUGUUGUAAUGUUAUGUUAGGAUGUCUUGAUGAAUGAGGGCUUGAGAGAUAGACAGACCCAUGACAGACUGUAAUUAUUGUAAUAAUAAAGACACAUACACAUACACACACAUAUAUAUAUAUAUAUAUAUAUAUAUAUAUAUAUAUACAUAUACACAUACAUAAGACAACUACACGUAACACACUCGCACAUGUUCACCUCUGGCAAGUUGUCUUUCGCACGGUAGCCUGAGAUUUAUAAUGUAAGCAGUUUUUUUUUGUUGUUGUUGUUUUUUUUAAUCAAAUGCACUUUAUCGACGCAGACGUGAAUAGGACUCUGUCCUGGAAAGCAGAGGAGUGGGAAGCCCACACCAGGAGAUUCAGAGAAAGGACAAAAAGCGAGAGACAGCACUGAAACAGCAGCACUGAGGACUAAUGAGGACGAAAGCUUCUCUUGUGCGGGGAGAUGAAGAGCCUUCCCAGCUCUCUCUGUGAUCAGGGUCAUUUACAGGCUGAGCACACAGCCCCAAGGUUCAUCAACAAUAACGGUCAAAAUACUUGAGUAGUUACUUACUUACCUUUUCGUUUGAAUCAGCGAUACUGAAACAAGCUUUUUUUAUGUUCAUAUUAAUACUGUAGCUUUUUUUUAACAGAUGUUUGCAUUGUGUAAAUAUUUAAAUAUUUGUAUGUAUGUGCAUGUGUGAUGUCCUUUUUUUAUUUUUCCCUCUUCCUGGUUGAAUGCAUUGGAGUGAGGUGUGUGAGAGGUGGCAGCGGCCGCUGGCAUGGGACGCUCCACCAAUCAACCCAAGAGCACAACUCUUGUCUUUUUAUCCUUUUUUUUUUUUUUUUUUAACAGAAAUUGAGCAGUUUGAUACUUGCCCACAACUGCCAUAAAUCUCCGUUCACACUCUCUUUACGAGGCCCUCCAGGAAAACAAGAAACCUCACGUUUGUCUUUGCAUGGCAGCUCUGAAGUGAACACCUGCGCUCUGUAACGUCCGUCUGUGUGUCUGUUCACAGGGUGCAGGAUAAGGAUAUGUGGUAUUGUGACUCACUGCUACUGCUGACAGGUGUCCACAAUCUCUAAAAUGAAAGGUUUUACUAACGUUUUUUGAGUGAUGCUGUAGAAGAACCAUGUUAAAAAAGGUGUAUGAGUGAAGAACCCUCUAAGUGCCUGUUUACACUUGGUGUUAAAGUUUUUGCAUGGCUCACAUGGAAAGAAACCAUCAAGACACAUUGUAAUUGGAUUAUGACUGGAACACUAAAACCAUCAUCUUCAGUGGUCAGAGACAGAUCUUAUCUACAUUUAAUACAAGUGUACCAUAAACAGAAUGUGUUUUCUCUUAUCGGAUUUUGUAUGCAUUUUAAUAAAAGUGUAAACCAACAGUAAAAGUGUCAAACAACAGGCCCUAAAGGGUUAAAGAAGACUGGAAGUCUAAAGUGUAAAGGUUCUUCACACGCCAGAUCCUUUACAAAUAUGGUUCUUUUUGGAACCAAAAUGAUUCUUCUCUCGCAUCCCACAAAUAACACUUUUGUAGAACCUUUAUUUUGAAGUGUGGACCUGUAUCAGCUGUUUUUUUCCCCUGGCUGUCUGCUGUGCGCACUGCAGUCGACAGCAGAACUGUGCUGAAGGCCACUUUCAGCACACUGAAUGACUGACUGAAAUCACAACAACUGAUGGCUGCUCUCAUCUGUAAACGUUAUUAGGUUGCCCAUGUUCUUUUCCAGCAAAAGAAAAAAGUUUUGUGCUUUAUUCUAUUGUAUCCCUUCUUCCCCGACCCGAGCCUCCGAGCCUUCACCUUCACAGAGCCUUUAUUGUACAGAACAAAAAAAAAAACUGAAUCGAUGAGUCUUUUGCUCUUUUUAUAUCAUUCUGCCAAUUCAUGCAUAUCCCCCUAGUCUGUAGCUGACACUCCCCGUCCGGCUCAGAGAACUGUGUACAGAGGAUGAUGAUCUAUUCGAGUUAAGUGACUGGUACUGAGCAUAGGUCCUACCUGUGGAAUUGUAGAAUGUAUCUGCCCUGUCUUUAGCACCUUUCCUGUUUUAAAUGAACACCCAGCCCAUCCGAUACAAAACAGCCAGUGCAACAGAAGUUGAAAUCUCCUGAUCUUUUGUUUUUGUUUGUUUGUUUUUUCAAUGAGAAAAUGUGUUAAUUAUUUAAAUGAAGAGCAAUUCUUCAUUUUUUUCUGGAACUCUAGAACUUCAGCCUUUGUUUAUUAAACAGAUUUGUUUGAGA